GAAAGAGACAGUUUGAUCACCACAAUCAUUUCAGAGACUUAACUCUUAGGCACAAUGUGUGACUUCGAUUUAUCUGAAGUACUGGAGUGCUCACCUGAGUCCAGAUUUCCCUCCUGUGACAUGGAGGAAGUAAAGAGUGAGGUCUUUGAGCUCAGCGAUUCAUUGGACCUGGUGGUUGCUCACAACAGGAAGACCAUGAAGAGCAUGGCUAACCUGGUGCUCACUGUGAACAAGCUGAGGAAGUCCCUGUCUCAGUGUGGCAGAGACCUCAGCGAUGACCAGCUCUGCAGCGCCAUCAUGGACUGUGUGGUGGAAGAAACCAUUUUUCAGAAAGGCUGGAACUCCUCCAUGGGAGAGAGAAAACCUACCUUCCAGAGAAUCAACAGUGGGAAGCAGAUCACGCUGUGUGAUAUUUACCAGAAAAAUCUCAUCCAGAAUCCAAGAGAUUUUAAGCUGCAGGCCGUCACUCUGAGAGGUGGAUACUGUGAACGCAAAGUGAACCUUGGAAUGUCCAGCUACGCACCUUACUGCAGCUCCACAAUUGACUCUUUGACUGUUCUCUUAUCAAUCACGAAGGACCUGCACAUUUCUUGCUCUUUGAAGGAUGAUAAAGUUUUGCUGACUCUGGAGAAAUACAGUAACGAGGAUUUACAGGAGAUCAGCAAGGAUCAAAACAUGGAUCGCUUCCUUUUCAUCAAGAGUACCAUGGGUUUAUCUCUGACCACCUUCGAGUCAGUGAAGUACCGUGGCUGGUUCAUCAGCACUUCCUAUGAGGACAGUGACCAGACAGUGGAGAUGUGCCAGGCUGCUGUGCCAGGCCGUGUCACCUCCUUCAACGUCCUCUAGAGUACUGCUUAGCAGUAUGUACCAGUACUUCACCACUAGAUGAAGCAAUAUUCUACUUAUUUCAUGAGCUUGCAGAUGAGCUAUAAAAAUAACUUAAACUUGAAAAGAAUACUUUGUUGUCUUUGUUUUCUCUGGCAGGAAAACAUGUACGAGGAUAUUCUUAAAAUAAUUUUGUAAUGCAUUUCUUUAGACUAUGGUCUUACUUAUAUAUGUUUAUGCAUUUGGCAGACACUUUAAUCCAAAGCGACCUACAAAUGAGCAUAUUACAGUACAGUUAAUGUCAACUCAAACAAUAAGCUUCUUAGAAGGACAACCAGUAGUCAGGUUCCGUAAGAGGUGACCGGUACAUCGGCACUCUGUAGAAAUAGAGCACAGGUAUACAGGGAGGUGCAGAAAGAGGUGGGUUAGGAGAUAUUCUCUGAUGAGCUGGGUCUUCAAGACUUCUUGAAAAUAGACCAUGUUCUGGUACCGCUCGGUAGGCCUUUUCACCAUUGUGGAAUGACCCAUAAGCUAAAAGAGCUGUUUAAAAUCUUUUCUGGUUUGUUUGAAAUUAAAGUUCUUCUUUCACAGUUAAGAUCUAUAAGACACUUCUUGUUAUUGUUGUUGAAUAUAAUAAAACUUUAUAUUGAUAUGAGA
Molecule: messenger RNA, 1482 nt
Organism: Girardinichthys multiradiatus
Lineage: Eukaryota; Metazoa; Chordata; Actinopteri; Cyprinodontiformes; Goodeidae
Gene: il1b
Product: interleukin 1, beta
Exons: 6
Coding region: 55-846 (263 amino acids)
Biological process (GO): cytokine-mediated signaling pathway; inflammatory response; immune response
Molecular function (GO): cytokine activity
Source: RefSeq, a predicted model, not a curated record